Trifolium pratense (red clover) is the source of this 3861-nucleotide messenger RNA. Its product is annotated as cell division cycle 5-like protein. The record is from RefSeq and is a predicted model, not a curated record. Gene Ontology annotation, cellular component: spliceosomal complex; Prp19 complex. Lineage: Eukaryota; Viridiplantae; Streptophyta; Magnoliopsida; Fabales; Fabaceae. Gene Ontology annotation, biological process: mRNA splicing, via spliceosome. The transcript has 4 exons. Bases 323 to 3295 code for a protein of 990 amino acids.
AAUAUAAGGUAUCUUUUACCGAGCCUUACUAAAAUAAAAUAAAAUUGGGGUUACACAAAUUCAAGUUUCAACCAUUCACAUCACAUCACCCACACAGAUUGGUAAGGUUUUCGGUCUUUUCACUGUUUCUCUCUUUCUUUCACUCAUCUUUUCCGCUGGCGCUUAGUUUCUUUCUUUAUUUCUACUCUCACAAAGAUCACAAACCCUAACCUCAUUCAUCACCGUACCCGCCGCAUCGUCGUCUUCAGAUCCCUCGCCGCCGUCUCCAAACCGCAGAGUUCAAUCAAUUUUGUAAGAGGAAUACAAAAAAAGUGUUGCCAAUAUGAGGAUUAUGAUAAAGGGAGGUGUUUGGAAAAACACCGAGGAUGAAAUUCUGAAAGCUGCUGUUAUGAAAUAUGGUAAAAAUCAAUGGGCUCGUAUAUCUUCGCUUCUUGUUCGUAAAUCUGCGAAACAGUGUAAAGCUCGUUGGUAUGAGUGGUUAGAUCCUUCCAUUAAGAAAACCGAAUGGACUAGAGAAGAGGAUGAGAAGUUACUUCAUCUUGCUAAGCUUAUGCCUACUCAGUGGAGAACAAUUGCUCCCAUUGUUGGUCGUACUCCUUCGCAGUGUCUUGAACGAUAUGAGAAACUUCUUGAUGCUGCUUGUGUUAAGGAUGAUAAUUAUGAGCCUGGUGAUGACCCUAGGAAAUUGCGUCCGGGGGAGAUUGACCCGAAUCCUGAGUCAAAGCCUGCUCGACCUGAUCCGGUUGAUAUGGAUGAGGAUGAGAAGGAGAUGCUUUCUGAAGCACGUGCUCGGUUGGCUAACACGAAAGGUAAGAAAGCCAAAAGGAAAGCUAGGGAGAAACAGCUUGAGGAAGCUAGGAGGCUUGCUUCUUUACAGAAAAAGAGAGAAUUGAAGGCUGCUGGAAUUGAUGUAAGGCAGCGGAGGAGGAAAAGGAGAGGGAUUGAUUAUAAUGCAGAAAUUCCCUUUGAGAAGAGGCCUCCUCCUGGUUAUUUUGAUGUUGCCGAUGAGGAUAGGACGGUGGAGCAGCCAGCAUUCCCUACUACUAUUGAAGAACUUGAGGGAAAAAGAAGGAUCGAUGUUGAGGCGCAGCUGAGAAAGCAAGACGUUGCAAGGAAUAAAAUUGCCGAGAGGCAAGAUGCCCCGGCUGCUAUUCUGCAUGCCAACAAGCUGAAUGACCCAGAAACAGUUAGAAAGAGAUCAAAACUGAUGCUUCCACCACCCCAGAUUUCUGACCAAGAAUUGGAUGAAAUUGCCAAGUUGGGUUAUGCCAGUGACCUUGUGGGUAGCGAGGAACUCACUGAAGGCAGCAGUGCUACACGUGCUCUUCUCUCUAAUUAUCCACAGACACCCAACCAAGCAAUGACUCCUUUAAGAACUCCUCAGAGAACACCAGCUAGUAAAGGAGAUGCUAUCAUGAUGGAAGCUGAAAAUUUGGCCAGGCUGAGGGAGUCUCAGACACCACUGUUGGGAGGAGAGAACCCGGAGUUGCAUCCUUCAGAUUUUUCUGGGGUCACUCCUAAGAAAAAGGAAAUUCACACUCCAAACCCACUGCUGACUCCCUCUGCAACCCCUGGAAGUGCAGGCCUUACUCCCAGAAGUGGUAUGACACCGUUAAGGGAUGGUUUUUCUUUUGGCAUGACUCCUAAGGGAACUCCUCUUAGGGACGAGCUACAUAUCAAUGAGGAUAUGGAGAUGCACGACAGUGCUAAACUCGAGCUACGGAGACAAGCUGAUAUGAAAAAAAGUUUGCGCUCUGGUUUAAGCAGCCUUCCACAGCCCAAAAAUGAGUACCAGAUAGUGAUGCAGCCAGUUCAAGAAGAUGCUGAAGAGCCUGAGGAGAAGAUUGAGGAGGAUAUGUCUGAUAGAAUGGCUAGAGAAAAGGCUGAAGAAGAGGCACGGCAGCAGGCAUUACUUAGAAAACGAUCAAAAGUCCUUCAAAGGGAACUUCCUAGGCCUCCUCCAGCAUCUAUCGAGCUUAUUAGGAACUCGUUGAUAAGAGCUGACGGGGACAGGAGUUCAUUUGUUCCACCAACCAAUAUUGAGCAAGCCGAUGAGAUGAUAAGAAGGGAGCUUCUAACCUUACUGGAGCAUGACAAUGCCAAAUAUCCACUUGAGGAGAUAGCAAAUAAGGAGAAAAAGAAAGGAUCCAAACGAGCGGCAAAUGGACCUGCUGUCCCUGUCAUAGAAGAUUUUCAGGAGGACGAGAUGAAAGAGGCUGAUAAGUUGAUAAAAGAUGAAGCCGAGCAUCUUCGUGUGGCAAUGGGGCAUGAAAAUGAUUCCCUUGAUGAAUUUGUUGAAGCACAUACCACUUGCAUUAAUGAUUUAAUGUACUUUGUCACCCGUAAUGCAUAUGGUCUAUCAAGUGUUGCGGGAAACACGGAGAAGCUAGCAGCUUUGCAGAAUGAAUUUGAGAAUGUGAGAAGUAAGCUGGAUGAUGGUAAGGAGAAAUUGAUACGACUUGAGAAGAAGGUUACUUUACUCACACAUGGGUAUGAGAUGAGAUCAAAAAACGGUAUUUGGCCGCAGAUCGAGGCCACUUUCAAGCAGAUGGACAUGGCUGCAACAGAAUUCGAGUGUUUUCAAGGUUUGAAAAAACAGGAGCAGUUAGCAGCAAAGCAUAGGAUAAACAAUCUUUGGUCUGAAGUUCAGAAGCAAAAGGAACUUGAGAGAACUUUACAGAAGAAAUACGGAGAUCUUAUGGUAGAGCUGGAAAGGACACAAAACAUAAUGGAGCAGUUCAGGGUAGAAGCACAACAGAAGGAAGAAAUUGAAGCCAAGAACCAUGCAAUAGAAGAGGUAGAAGCACAACAGCAAGAAGAAACCGAAGCAAAGAAUCAUGUCCUUGAGAUUUCUGAAGCCACGGCUGAUGAAAUUAAUGUGCAGGGUACAGAAAAUUGUGAAGCAGUACCCAUCUCAGCUGACCCGGAAAUAGCCACUGUGCAAGAUCAGGCUACUUCUAGCUCCAAAGUUGAUAUGGAUGUGGAUUCCUCCUCUGAAGCACAAGCUACACACAUCACUGGUGUUACAUUGCCAGAUGCACCUGCUGCAGAGGAUGAAAAUUCAAAAGCUGUAGAAGGCGAAAACAUUGAAAGCGUUAUUGAAAAUAGUGAGACCGCAGUAGAUACAAGUGCUGCAUUGGAAAUAAAAAGUAACGAGGAAAAUGGUGAGGGUCAAGAUGUUGCCAAUCCAGAUGAGGUUAUGGAAGCUGCAAACAAACCUGAUAACAUAAAAGAAGCUACCCUGCUUGAUGACAUGCAAGUUGAUGAUGGUAAACGAGAUGAUGAGGCAAAUUAGGCAGGGGAUUGUAUCAGCAAGUUCUAAUAUUAAAGUUUGUGGAGAUAUUACACUGAUGAGUUGUUGCUGAACCUAGAGAUAUCCGAAUGAGUUGCAUGGAAAGUGGGUGUGUCCUUCCUUAUUUAUUGGAUGAUAAUGAGCAAAGGUUUGGAACGUUUUAUUUUGCCAAGUUUUGCCCUUGUAACUUUCUAAGUGGAUGUUGGUGAUGAGCUCGUUUAGAUUCUCCAUUAGAUUUGAUUGCACCAUGUCAUCUUAAAACUCCUUUUAGAUGGGUCAAACUCAAUCAACAACUCUGACUUUCCUUAUGUACUUUUUGGUCCAUUGACAUUACAGAGCUUUGCAAAAGUAUAUCCGAUUGUUGAAUGGUCCUUAAAAAAAAGUUUAAACAGAAAAAAACUGAUUAUACAUGUUUUAAUUCAGAGUACAUUACAUCCUUUUGUGGGAUUGAAAUUUCCCCCCGCUGAACGCCGUAAGCCAUCUGAGUGCGAUAUAAGGAAUCAUAAUUAGGAGGCAGCUGGUCAAAUGUAUUUUUUGGUGAGCCAAUAAUGUAUAUUCUGAUUGUGACA